CUCUAACCUCUUGUCCACUCACCACCGCACGUCACCUUUUCAUUCCCUGUAACGCGCCUCUUGUCUGUACAAAUAUCGAUCAAUUCCGCCAUGGACACAGACGACAUCGCGCCAAUUGCUCUGCUUAUGGAUGAGCUCCGUUCUGAGGACGUCCAGUUGCGCUUGAAUGCCAUCCACCGAAUUUCCACCAUCGCGCUGGCCCUGGGCCCUGAUCGUGCUCGAGAGGAAUUGAUUCCUUUCCUUCAAGACUCAGUCGAUGAUGAGGAUGAGGUACUGUUGGCUCUGGCGGAGGAACUUGGAAAGAGCUUUGAGGAGUAUGUCGGCGGUCCCGAGUACGCACACGUCUUGUUGGGCCCUUUGGAGAACCUGUCUGCUGUGGAAGAGACGCUAGUGCGAGACAAGGCGGCCGAAUCAAUCACCAAAGUUGCCGCCGUGCUUUCCCAGCAACAGAUCGAGCAAUACUACAUUCCUCUCCUCAAGCGACUCUCACAUGGAGAAUGGUUCACUUCCCGCACAUCAUCUGCCGCUCUUUACGCGCCCGUCUACCCUAAGGUCUCUCCCUCCAUCCAAGAAGAGCUCAGAAAGGGGUACACGGCCCUUGGGUCUGACGAUACACCCAUGGUUCGGAGAGCGGCGGCUAAGUGGCUCGGGGCCUUCGUUAAGAACCUUUCGAAGCAGCACGUCCUCACUGAUGGGCUGUCGAUAUACCGUCGUCUACAGGCAGACGACCAGGACUCUGUUCGAUUAUUGACGGUUGAGGACCUCGUUGCGAUUGCGCAGCAGCUCUCGCCACCCGAGGUGAAGGAACAAUUGCUAAAGCAGAUCCGACAGAGUGUCUCAGACAAGAGCUGGCGUGUGAGAUAUAUGGCCGCAACGAACUUCAACGCUCUUUCCGAGGCUGUCGGUGUCGAGUUGGUGCGCGAGGAAUUGGUGGGCCACUACGUGCAGUUGCUGAAGGAUAACGAGGCGGAAGUGAGGACUGCCGCUGCUGGGCAGAUUCCUGGAUUGUCGAAGCAAUUGGAGAGGGAUGUGAUCAUUGCCCGCAUAGUUCCAUGCGUGCGUGACCUCUGCCAGGACAGCUCGCAGCAUGUCCGCGCUGCACUCGCCAACCAAAUCACAGGCCUUGCACCUCUCCUUGGAAAGGAGGCCACCACUGAACAGCUCCUCCCUCUAUUCCUCCACAUGCUCAAGGAUGAGUUCCCCGAAGUCCGGUUGAAUAUCAUCAGCAAAUUAGAACAAGUCAACGAAGUCAUCGGCAUCCAAUUCCUCGCCGAAAGCCUCCUCCCCGCUAUCAUCGAACUCGCUGAAGACAAAUCGUGGCGUGUCAGACAAGCCAUCAUCGAAUACAUACCCCUUCUCGCCACUCAACUCGGCAAGCCCUUCUUCGACGAACAGCUCGGCAACCUCUGCAUGUCUUGGCUCGGCGAUACUGUAUACAGCAUUCGAGAGGCGGCUACCGUUAACUUGCAAAAACUCACCGAGGUCUUUGGCGUUGAUUGGGCUCGUGUGGCCAUCGUUCCCAAAGUCGUGAACAUGGGCGCUCACCCGAACUAUCUUUACCGUAUGACUACUGUGCAAGCCAUCGGGACGAUUGCACCAUCUUUGAACUAUGAGAUCGUCCACAAUGAGAUUCUCGAGGCUCUCCUCCAUCUCGCCGGCGAUCCCAUUCCCAAUAUUCGUUUCAACGUGGCCAAAUCCCUGGAAGUCCUCGCGACUACAUACGGGAGCACGCCGGAAGGAAAAGCGAUGAUUCAAGACAAGAUUUUCCCUGCUUUGGAAGAGCUGAAAAACGAUUCGGAUGCUGACGUGCGGUAUUUUGCGACCCACGCACUCCAAAAGACCUCGGGCGGUGGGGAUGGUUCGGGCUGAAAGGGAAGGCUUGGCGUCGUUGUUCCAGAAAGGGCAAGCGGGGAUUGUUCUUGUCUGAUCGUUCGGUUUCUUACACAGAGCAGCACAAUUGGAGUGUCGGAUGUCGAGUGUAUAUCAGUCAAUUUUGUUCGGAACGGUUUGUGUGUAGAUACAUAAUAAUGUGGAUCGUUCGUCUUGCAGUGUCUG
Molecule: messenger RNA, 2055 nt
Organism: Stereum hirsutum FP-91666 SS1
Lineage: Eukaryota; Fungi; Basidiomycota; Agaricomycetes; Russulales; Stereaceae
Product: ARM repeat-containing protein
Exons: 10
Coding region: 91-1869 (592 amino acids)
Biological process (GO): protein dephosphorylation
Cellular component (GO): protein phosphatase type 2A complex; cytoplasm
Molecular function (GO): protein phosphatase regulator activity; protein binding
Source: RefSeq, a predicted model, not a curated record